Messenger RNA from Hyalella azteca, 2022 nucleotides. Its product is annotated as short-chain dehydrogenase/reductase family 9C member 7. The record is from RefSeq and is a predicted model, not a curated record. Gene Ontology annotation, molecular function: oxidoreductase activity. The transcript has 9 exons. The coding region runs from base 53 to 1123 and encodes 356 amino acids. Lineage: Eukaryota; Metazoa; Arthropoda; Malacostraca; Amphipoda; Hyalellidae.
UUCCCGAGAGAGGACAGCAGCUCGCACCCCUCGAUUACGGGCCCAGAGCUUCAUGACAAUUCACAAAGCUCACCUUCAUGACCAAGGGCGCACGUCAAUGCCUGGCGUCGCACACUUGGUCGUCGUGGGCCUCGGUUGGGGCUGCGUGUUGUUCGCUGCACUGCACCUGCUGCUGGGCAGCGCCCUCUACAGGAGGCAGCGCCACGUCUCCAACAUGCACAAGAAGGCCGUCCUCGUGACAGGUUGUGAUUCCGGCUUUGGCAACCGCCUGGCUCGACGCCUGGCUCAUAUGGGCUUCAGAGUGAGUUACAAGGUCUAUGCGGGCUGCCUCUUUCCUGACGCAGAAGCUGCCGAAGCUCUGGUGCGGGACACUAACAUUCGCGUGCUGAAACUCGACGUGACGAAGCAAGAAGACGUCGACGACUGCGUCUUGAAAGUCCAACAGGAUCUCCACGAGAAUGACGAUAUGGCGUUCUGGAGCGUCGUGAACAACGCGGGCAUCGGCCACUACGGUGACUUCGAGUUCAUGUCCACCUCGCAGUUCAGGAGAACAUUCGAGGUGAACUCCCUGGGGCCCGUUAUGAUCACGAAGAAGUUCCUGCCCCUGCUGCGGGAGGCCGGCGAGGGCAGGGUGGUCAACGUUGCAUCCAUGGCUGGCAGAGUCACAUUGCCAGGCUUCAUCGCCUACUGCAUGAGCAAGCACGCUGUGGUGGCGCUCAGCGACGGACUACGCUGCGAGUUGCGGCCCUGGAACAUCUCCGUGCACUCUAUUGAGCCUGGCUUCUACAGAACGUCCAUAGUUGACAAAUUGCUAAACCAAAAUGAGAACGAAAAGCUGUGGGAAUGCGCCAGCGAGUCGUUGCGAUCAUCCUAUGGAGAAGCUUAUGUAAAGAAUCGCUUCAUUUCCAGUGAAGAAUACGUAGCAAAGAUCCUUAGAGGGUCGGACCGUAUUUGUGAAGUCAUCGACGAUCUGGUGCAUGCUGUAGCGGCACACCAGCCCAAAGCGCGCUACAUGCCGCACUGGUUGACGAAGCUGUCCUACUUCUUGUGUUGUGUUUGUCCCUCCGAGCUCGUCGACUUCAUGGCUUGUCCUCCGCUCACAGUGAAGCCCGGAUGUGCCUAGACACGAUCACAGUGAAGCCGGGAUUUGCUUAGACACGUUCAAAGAGGAGCCAGGAUGUGCCUAGACACGAUCACAGUGAAGCCGGGAUGUGCCUAGACACGUUCAAAGAGGAGCCAGAAUGUGCUUUAGACACGUUCACAGUGAAGCCGGGAUGUGCCUAUAGACACGAUCACAGUGAAGCCGGGAUGUGCAUUGACAAGUUUACCGGGGAACCGGAAUGCACCUAGACACGUUCACAGUGAAGCCGGGAUGCUCAUAGAUACGUUCACAGUAAAGUCGAGUGCACCUAGGCACGUUCUUUUAUAUUGCACAAUAGAAUAGAUAUUAUACACAGUAAUAAAACUGCAUGUAGUGCAUAUUCCCGUCAGCUGCAUGCAGGGAGAAGUGCGAGCUCAUUGCUGGCAUGGAGUAAAUAAAGUGCAGACGCCUUGGCGCGGUCUACAAUUAAGGUGAGCGGAUAAAAGCAGUCCACACAUUUUUUGCUCAUGAAUUAAUAAUUAAAGACAUGAAUUAGACAGCGCAAGAACUUGCAUGCAGUGCUCUUGCGAGCUCCGGGUGAGAUGCAAUCACGUCACCAGGAACUUAUUUUCGUACUCACAUGCACGGUCAACUGCAUGCAGUCCUCUUGUUUGUCGUGUACACUUGAUUUAACGUCUACAUGUAAGCUGCUGUUUUUCGAGUACGCUUGAUUUAACGUCUACAUGUAAGCUGCUGUUUUUCGUGUACGCUUGAUUUGACGUCUAUAUGUAAGCUGCUGUUUUUCGUGUACACUUGAUUUGACGUCUAUAUGUAAGCUGCUGUUUUUCGUGUACACUUGAUUUGACGUCUAUAUGUAUGCUGGACCAUGUAAUUUUUUUUAUUUUUAUAGAAAUUUCGAUAUUAAAAGUGGUUGCAACGAG